AAGCGCGCGCCUCCCGCGCGUGCACGAGCAGAUAGCGCGCGGGACUGCGGGCAGCGCGAGCUCCUCUGCACGCUCUGAUCUGAACAGGUUUGUUGAAUUGUAAGGUCUCAGGAACUGGAGCCAUGGAGGCCAAUGAUCUGAGGAGCUACAUCAGCAGCCACAAGAACAUCUUUGUCUUGAGGAACAAACAGUUCCGAGACAGCAAGCUUGUAAUCGAUGGAUGCAACUUGUACCACACUCUGUAUUUUACAUCGGGCUUGGAUCAGGCACAGGGUGGGGAAUAUGGCGAUUUUGAAACAGUGGUUUGCAAUUUCUUCAAGAACCUCAAAGAAUGCAGCAUCAAACCGUACGUUGUGUUGGAUGGAGGGGACGACGGCGGCGACGGCGAGUUCCGCAACCUGAAGAAAAAAGGUGAAAUCACAAUCAGAAAGGCUCACGCCUUGUCUACAGGACGUCCACGAAACGUCCUGCCAAUUCUCGUCAAGACGGUGUUCGUGCAGAUCCUCAGGAAGCUGGAGGUGCCGUUCGUUCAGUGUGUCGCCAAGGCUGACUGGGAGACUGCUGCCUUGGCCAACGAGUGGAACUGUCCGGUUCUUUCUAACAAGGCCGACUUCUACAUUUUCGACAUGAAGGGAGGACUGCUGCCCCUUUGGAGUUUCCAGUGGAAGAAUUUAUCCUUGAUGAAUCAAUCGGACGAAAAGUUUGUUCGAGCCAAAGAAUAUUUUGUGGAACGGCUGAGCACUCAUAGAAGACUUUUCCUCCCUGUUUUCGCCACAAUUGCGAGCAAUGACGAUAUUCACCUGGACAAAGGAUCGCUUCCAAACUGGGCGAAACCCUCAAAAGGCUCUACUGUAACCAAGGAUAUCGAUGCCUUGUUCAAAUGGCUGUCAAAAUUUAAGAAACCAAAAGAGGCCAUAAAUGGCGUUCUGAGCCACAUUAGGGACCCGGCGUAUUCAGACAAAGUCCUCAAUGUCCUCACGCAAGGUCUGGAGGACUACCAGCUCUCCCUCAGCUCCAUAGCAGAGUUCUUCACGAGUGGAACGGCACUUCCUGAUUCUUUGCCAUGCCUUCCAGAGUGGACUCUUCAGCAGUUGGCCAAGGGCAAGCUUGACACCGUCGUAAUGGACGUCCUCGCCAAGCAGAGGACGGUUCUCAGCUUCCCAGUGGAGAAUUCCCUGUACUCCAGCAGCAAUCGGACGUCUCAACCCAUACGGCAGACCAUUUAUGCCUUACUGCUGGGCGUAACGGAUGGCGCCUACGUGGAGGAAUACGACAGGGAGGAGCUUGAGAUAACCAGCUCCAGGGUGGAAGCUGUUCUACCAAGCAAGGUCGUUCCAAACCUCCAGUUGGAGACACUGUGGGAGACAGCGUGGAACUGGCGGCAGCAGGUUCUCCUGGAAGCUUUGCUGGUCUCUCAGCCUCCUGACCGGCUUCCCGUCCCUCCCAGUCUGCAGCUAGCCGUGUACGUCACCUGCUACUGGCUGAAACAGGCAGAACCAGAACCCAAACCAGAGUUCCUCCGGGCGUUACUGGUGGGACUGGUGUACGGAGAGCUGUCCAGAGAUCCACUUACGCAAAGAGGGGCGGUUCCAAAGAGGCUGAAGAACCUGAAGACCCGUAAAGAGAAAAUCCCACUGGACCUGGAGGUGGCUCACGCUUACAGCCAAUGGCAGUGCAGUCUGAGGGACAGUCUCCGCCUCAACCAGCUGCUGGCCAAUCCGGUUCCAGAACCCGAGUAUGCCUGGUUGUACAGUGGUGAGCUGGUGCACAGUGUAAUCAGGGAUCUGAGGAGGGGCGUCGGUGCAGAAGUUCUCCUGGCUGGAUCUCCUCCGGCUCUGCAGCUCUUCCAGCGGCUGAUGGAGGCGGUGGAGCCGGAGCUGGACGACGAGAUGAGGGAGAGGUUUAGAGGAGUACAGCAGGAGGGCGGAGAUCCAGGCGGAGAUCCAGGCGAGAGGAGGAGUAAGAAGAGCACGAGCUCCAACCUGGAGGAGAAGAUCUACGAACAGUCCUGCAGCUUCAGGACCAGACAGCGCGAAAGAUCUCGCAAAUCAGAUCCCAGAUCCAAAAAAUCUGACCUCUCCCACUGGGAAUGAACUGUCCAAUCAGAAACAAGCAGGCGGUUCCUAGCUUUUAAUUGCUCCAUUUAAUUAAGUCUGACUGCUUUGAUUUUCAUAAUAGUAAUAAUAUUAAUAAUAAUAAUAAAAUCUGAUGGUAUCUUUAUCCCAUGACUUUUGGCACAUCUCACGGAAGCCUUGCGAACAAUGCACUUACCUUUCGGACGUGUGGGCGGAGUCUUCUGGACACUCCCACUUGGGAACGAUUUGUCCAAUCAGAAACAUGCGGGCGGUUCCGUUGCUUUGCAUUGGUCCACUUAAUUGAUUCUGACUGCUUUGAUUUCAAUAUUAAUAUUAAUAAAAAUCAUUAAAAAAAAUUUAAUGAUCAUAAUAGACUCACAAGUCCAUACGGUAUCCAGUAUCCUAUCCCAUGACUUUUGGCACACAGAAUGAACUGUACAAUCAGAAACAGGUUUCGUUGUUUUUUGGGUUUUUUUUUCAAACACUUAAUUGAUUGACUGCUUUGAUUUUCAUAAAUAAUAAUAAUAAUAAUAAAACAUGAAAUGAUCAUAAUACAAUGACUGACAAACCACAUGGUAUCUAGCAUCCUAUCCCAUGAUUUUUGGCACACGCCAAGAAAAGUAAAGAAUGCUAUUACCCCAGCAACUGCUUUGCACCCACCUAUAGAUGUAGCAAAACCAUAGCAACCCCCUAAGAUUACCACAGAAACAACUAGCAACCACAAAGGAUUACCACAACAACCACCUAGCAAACACUUCUCAGCCACUUAGAAUAACCACAGCAACUACCUAGCAACCAUUAAGGAUUACCACAGCAACCACCUAGCAACCACUUAGAUUCACGACAGCAACCACCCAGCAACCACUUAGAUUCACGACAACAACCACCUAGCAACAAUUUAGGAUUACCACAGCAAACACCUAACAGCCAAUUAAAAUUACGACAGCAACUACCUGGCAACCAUUUAGGAUUACCACAGCAACCACUUAGCAAACACCUAACAGCCAUUUAGGAUUACCACAGCAGCCACCUAGCAACCACUUAGGAUUACCACAGCAAGCAUUUAGGAUUACCACAGCAACCACCUAGCAAACACCUAACAGCCAUUUAGGAUUACCACAGCAGCCACCUAGAAACCACUUAGGAUUACCACAAAAACUACACAACAACCAUUUAGGAUUACCACAGAAAACACCUGGCAGCCACUUAGCUUUACCACAGCAACCAACUUGCAGCCACUUAGAUUCACCACAGCAACCACUUAGCAACAGUUUAGGAUUACCACAGCAUACACCUAGCAAACACCUAACAGCCAAUUAAAAUUACGACAGCAACCACCUAGCAACUAUUUAGGAUUACCACAGAAACCAAACAGCAUCCACUUAGGAUUACAACAGCAACCAUCGCUCAAUCGUUUGAGAUUACCACAGCAUCCACCAUCCACCAUCCAACCAUUUAGGAAUACCACAACAACCACCUUGAAGCCACUAAAGGUUACUGCAGAAACCACCUACCAACUACUUAGGAUUACCACAGCAUCCACCAAGCAACCAUUUAGGAUUACCAUAAAAACCACACAGCAACCACUUAGGAUUACCACAGCAACCACCUAGCAGCAAUUUAGGAUUACCACAAAAACCACACAGCAACCACUUAGGAUUACCACAGCAACCACUUAGCAGCAAUUUAGGAUUACCACAGCAACCACUUAGCAGCAAUUUAGGAUUACCACAGCAACCACUUAGCAGCAAUUUAGGAUUACCACAGCAACCAAGUAGCAAACACAUUUUCAUUAUUUAUUAUUUAAUUAUAAAUAGGGGCUUGAUUUGACUUUU
This is a messenger RNA of Astyanax mexicanus (Mexican tetra), 3910 nucleotides long. Its product is annotated as protein asteroid homolog 1-like. Bases 123 to 2093 code for a protein of 656 amino acids. NCBI's taxonomy places the organism in Eukaryota, Metazoa, Chordata, Actinopteri, Characiformes, Acestrorhamphidae. The record is from RefSeq and is a predicted model, not a curated record. The transcript is spliced from 5 exons.